UCGCGUCCGACUCGCACAGUACGUUCGUCGCCACCUCCGCAUCAAUACGUCGCCGCGUCGCGUGCUUAAAAUGGCGGGCGUCCCGGACGCCGCGACGCCCCGCAUCGACGGCGUCGACGAUAGUGGCGCACGUUAUUGAACAGCUGUUCUCGGAAAAUGGUGCACGACAGUAUGACGUUGUCCUGUGCACGGUGUACCCGUCUCGGUGUUGUGUGAUAGUUAUGUAGUUUAUUUAUAUAUUAUUUAAAAAAAAAAUAUGAGGAGGCAAACGCAGAGCCAGUCGCAGCUGCACAUUGAGCAGAGCGAUGAGGAGUGCACCACUUCAUCGCCGUCCCAAAUUUUGGAACGGGUCCAGUCGGAUAGGGUGACCGUGACUAAGCCCGAAGAGGAUCGAAGACGACGCACCAUAAUAGUUGAAAAGAAAAAUGGGUCGUACGGCUUCACCCUCCAAAGUUAUGGCAUCCACUACAAAAAAGAGCAGGAGAUCGAAAUGAUCACAUACGUGGACUACGUGGACUACGAUGGUCCGGCCUACAGAGCCGGCAUGAGGGAAGGCGACGUCAUACUUUCCAUAAAUGGCACUGACAUGGAGAAGGCGGACCACAAAACUUUGGUCAACUUCAUCAAGAACUGCGACACCAGAAUGCGAAUGGUUGUGCUUUUCGAAGACUGUGUAAGAAAGGUUGAGCUCCACAUGAGGUACAUUCAGUUGCAGCGAGUGCUGCAAAGUAAGAUGGCCGAGCUGGAGAAGCUUUGUAUUCGAGAGCGUCAAUUGUUGGAAGGAAAAUGGAAAACGCACAGUCUUCCAGCCAGGAAAAAAGCGUCACAUUCCAAUAACGGUGACCCGCCCACUCCCACUCAGGUGUCAUACUCCUAUUGCAGACCAACUGUUUCAACUGAGGACGUUGCAAAGGUGCAACACAAGCAGCAGACUCCACCCUUGGUAUUCGCUUACCAGUACUUGGAUUCCAGCUAUCGUUAUUUGUUGCAUCCGUCGAACAGUAACAGUGGUGAAUACUUGUUGACGUUCGAGCCACCAAAAUACAAAACAGAAUCGCACAAUGUCAUAGUUAAAACGCCCUGCGAACCGUCACAAAGGCAAGCCCGCGGAAAUCAAACCAACAGUAUGGAAAAACCAAAGAAGUCCCACGGCCCGUGCCACGCGUACACCGGCCACCUUUGCAACCCCUGCAUCCAAUCCAACACAAACAACGGAGACAACACCAGUCUGGAAGCGUACGAUUUAGCUAGUCCAUGUUGUGAUCCACAUUGCGUGCCAUCAAGACGUCGAAGCUCACGUCAAAAAGACAACCGAAAGAGAGACUCGAAGACUGAGGAAACACAAACGGACCCACAACCUGUUAGAUCUCGUCCACAUUCCCAAUCGUCGCAGACUCAAUCGCAAAACGUUCAUUCAUAUUCCGCACCUAGACGGUAUUUCCAAAUAGGUGCCGGAUUGGUCAGUCAGUGUAGCUUGCACUCGUGCACAUCCAGCGAACUGAGCGCUGUGGUACCGACAACUGUCGGUGACAGUUCCGCCAACAGUUACACAACCUCCUUAAGCACCGACACUCUCUACUGGGACGGGUCCUGUGAUACAACAUCUAGACAAUUAAGUUUAAAAUCCAACAAACACCACCAACAAAGGUACUCCCAGCAACCGCACGAACACGAACCAAUUUACGUGCAGUACAGCCAAGUCAAACCCAAAUCGUGGGAUAACCUAGCGACGAAAUCCAUAGGCGGCUAUGGAUUCGGCUACGGAUAUCUCGACACAUCAUCGAAAUGCUCGUCCAAAAUGAACGGUCAAAGGCACAAGAACCAAAACACGCAGUACGUUCGCAUAGACAAGCACUACAUGCAAAACCAAGCAGCGAAUCCACCCCAGUACACGCCGCACACGCACCGAAGACAUUUCCAGCCGACCAAAUCAACCGAAAGCUUAUUAUCCGUGCCUAAAUAUUCCAAUGAAGCUCUGUCCGACUCUAGCGCCUCGUGCGAAUGUCUCGAAUCCGCCUCGCCGAGUGCGGACACCGCUGAGGCGAGGUUCUUUCAAAGUCCACGACAGAGCGUGGUCAGUCCGACUGAUCCCAAUUUUGGAUAUUACAGUGCCAGGAGAUCUUCCCGUAGCGAAUAUCCGAAAAACGUUGUAUCUACAAGCUCAGAAGCGACCAGGCUGUAAACCAUAGAUUUUUAUAUCGAAACAGAAUUUUGUAUUUUUUGCUAAAUAUAAAAGUGUGCUUUAUAACGUAGCAGGUUUAUUUUUUAAAUCGAUUUGCAUUAAACACAUAUUUAUCGGGACUUAAGCAUCGACUUAAUUUCCUUGCUAGUUAUAACUUAAAUAUACAUUACAGAUAUCAGUAAAUAAAGGAAUAAUCGUAAAAUUUGAAUUAUUAUUGGUAACUUACCAAUGAUAAAGUUUUAUGAAUAUGCCUUUAAAAAGCCUUGUACUUAAAAUACAUCGAGGUUUAAUUAAAUGCUGUGGUUUAGAAACGUAUUCAUGUUGAUAUUGUUGUUAAGUCCUUUAUAUCGUUUUGUAUAAUUUUAUUUAUUAUUUAAUUAAUAAAACUAUUAUAAUUUUAUAGUGUGAAUUCUACUUUGACAAUAAAGUGCUAAUUUCAAGUAUUGUACAUAAAGUUUUUAAUAAAUUUUGUUCAAAACAAA
Aethina tumida (small hive beetle) is the source of this 2664-nucleotide messenger RNA. RefSeq lists its product as uncharacterized. The record is from RefSeq and is a predicted model, not a curated record. The transcript has 3 exons. Bases 257 to 2182 code for a protein of 641 amino acids. NCBI's taxonomy places the organism in Eukaryota, Metazoa, Arthropoda, Insecta, Coleoptera, Nitidulidae. Gene Ontology annotation, molecular function: protein binding.